AUGGACACUAAUUUCGUGGAAUAGUUGACUGCUGUCUGCUCCGCGUAGCGUUUUCCAAUUCUAAUCAGCAAAUAUUUGAACGUUUUGGUGUCGGCGCGAGAGAAAAUCAUUUUCCCGACAGGAACUAAUUGAAUUGUCAGCAUCGUUGAAAUUACCUCCGGGAAAGGUCUCGAGUGGGGUGGAAAAGCAACUGCGAAAUAGCAGACGGAGGAAUCCUUUUGAAGUUAUUCCGUAGCUUAAGAGCAGAAACUUCCGAGCGAGUUCUCAUUGGGCAAAAUGGGAGAACAACCUAUCUUCAGCACUCGAGCUCAUGUCUUCCAGAUUGACCCAAACACAAAGAAGAACUGGGUACCCACCAGCAAGCAUGCAGUUACUGUGUCUUAUUUUUAUGACAGCACAAGAAAUGUGUAUAGGAUAAUCAGUUUAGAUGGCUCAAAGGCAAUAAUAAAUAGCACCAUCACUCCAAACAUGACAUUUACUAAAACAUCUCAAAAGUUUGGCCAAUGGGCUGAUAGCCGGGCAAACACUGUUUAUGGACUGGGAUUCUCCUCUGAGCAUCAUCUGUCGAAAUUUGCAGAGAAGUUUCAGGAAUUUAAAGAAGCUGCUCGACUAGCAAAGGAGAAGUCACAGGAGAAGAUGGAACUUACCAGUACACCUUCACAGGAAUCAGCAGGCGGGGAUCUUCAGUCUCCUUUAACACCAGAAAGUAUCAAUGGGACAGAUGAUGAAAGAACACCUGAUGUGACCCAGAACUCAGAGCCAAGGACUGAACCAACUCAGAAUGCAUUGCCAUUUUCACAUAGUGCUGGGGAUCGAACCCAGGGCCUCUCCCAUGCUAGUUCAGCAAUCAGCAAACACUGGGAAGCUGAAUUGGCUACCCUUAAAGGAAAUAAUGCCAAACUCACCGCAGCCCUGUUGGAGUCCACUGCCAAUGUGAAACAAUGGAAGCAGCAACUUGCUGCCUAUCAAGAGGAAGCAGAACGCCUGCAUAAGCGAGUCACUGAGCUUGAAUGUGUUAGUAGCCAAGCAAAUGCUGUGCAUACCCAUAAGACAGAACUCAACCAAACAAUACAAGAACUGGAAGAGACUUUGAAAGUAAAGGAAGAGGAAAUAGAAAGGUUAAAACAAGAAAUUGAUAAUGCCAGAGAACUCCAAGAACAGAGGGACUCUUUGACUCAGAAACUACAGGAAGUUGAAAUUCGGAACAAAGACCUGGAGGGACAGCUGACUGACUUAGAGCAACGUCUGGAGAAGAGUCAGAAUGAACAAGAAGCUUUUCGCAAUAACCUGAAGACACUCUUAGAAAUUCUGGAUGGAAAAAUAUUUGAACUAACAGAAUUACGAGAUAAUUUAGCCAAGCUACUAGAAUGUAGCUAAGGAAGGUGAAAUUUCAGUGCCAGUUGAUUAAAAGAUACACUGUCUUCAUAGGACUAUUUGGGCUCUGUACCAAGAUUGCACAAAAAUUUUGACUAUCACUCCUCCAGAAGGAGGAGUUUUGAAAAUUGGAAUUGUAUAUUUCAGUAUAAAUUUUAGAAUUCAGCCUGUAGCUAGUUGGGGAAAAAAAAGAGAUGAAAAACUUGAACUACAAAUUACCUCCAUGUAUAUUGGCCAUAGUUAACUAGAAGGUUAUAAAUAGACAUUUAAUGCAGUCUUUUUUUUCCUGAUAUUAGCCAGUGGGAGAAUUAACAAUGUCUGGUUCCCUUCUCCUUUUUCUGUUUAGCACAGUGAAAAUUAUCUGCUUUUUAAAUUAAUUUAUUUAUGAUAUUUACAGCUAUGUUUUGUGCAGAAAUUUAGUAAUGAAAGCCCUAUCUUUUGUUGUAAUCUGAAUAAUUUCUCAGGAUAUUUCUGCGCUGCUGAGAAGCAGGGCCAUUACCAAUUAAUUCUUGCCAGGAGUGAGAGAAAGCUACAUCUUUAAUUGAAAUCACUAUAACUGGGUGUAUAGAGUUCUUCCCUUUUUUGUGCUGGAAGAUUUUUCACUCUGGUGACUACUCUGGUACACACCUGGUAUUCUCUAAUCUUGUCUGAUGUAUAGUUUACUUUUCCAUAUUGAUUCCAUGUAUUUAUGAGAAGAUAUUGUCUCCCAAUUUAUUAUACAUUUUAAAGCCAACUAACAAAGGCAGCUGAGUCCCUCAGAAAUUUUUCUUUUUAAAUUUCUAAUAAAUUUGACACACAGAACUGAAAUACAGCAGUCCGUCCUUGACGGUCUAGUCUAGCAAUGUUAAGUAUAUUUACAGAAAAUAUGCAGUUAUAUUUAUUUAUAUAUUUGGCAAGAAAUCUUUUCUGAAUGAUCAAUGCAUUUCAAUUUAUGAAAACUAAUGGUUAUUGGGGAACUGUUUAUUAUAGAUCAUUUUAUGGUGUAUAGCUAUUUUCAAGGGGAUCCAUUUACAUUUAACAGCCAAUCAGAGGACUGUAUCUAAAUUGUGUGAUUGUGGCAGAUGGAGAUAGAGUGGUGUACUCUGUCUGGGUCUUCACAUCAACCAUAUCUUUGUUGAAACUUCACAAGGCAAUAUUCUGAACUGUUAACUAAGACAUUUCAAAACAGGAAAUACAUUCAACAGGCUCUUCUCGGUGAGCAAGUUUUAAUGUUGUUUUGAUGUAAUUUUAAAAGACUUUUAGCUAACAUGCAUUUCUUUAUAUGAUAUAUUUCUUUUACAAAGCUAUUUUAAAAGUAAGCCAAGUGCUGUCUGGUCUGCUUAUGGAGUAGGACUUGCAUCAGAGUACAUAUAUUCUUGCUGUACAAUGCCUGUGAUGUUGAGGAGGGUUCUUUUUAGUGUAUGCUUGAGUACCUGGCUCCCUGGAGUCAGUGAAUGCACUGAUUUUUUUUGUUUGUUUGUGCCCCAAAUGACUGAAUUGUUAAGUAAAAAAUUAAGCAAAUUAACCAAUUUUUUCAUUCAUAAACAGCUUCUCAACACUAGAUAGUUUUGUUUUAUAUUUAUGUGUAUGUACGUAAAUACAUACAUAUUAAUUUAUAUUAGAGUGAAAAAUAAAUGGUUUGUUUCUAAAGUUAGUUUCUACAGUGAGGUGUCUCUGAAAAGUUUGUAUCAGACACACACUUAAUCAUCAUGUAUUGUAUGUGCUAUGACAUCAUGUCAGUCACCUCCAUCUAUUUUAGGAUAUUUUCCUUUCCUAUUUACUAUAGAGAGAAUAAUUUAGAUACACAUGCUGAGAGCCAAGAUGAUAAAUCAGGUAAUAAAAUGUAUUUGAUGGAUAGAAUUUUGAAAUAGAUAUGAUUUAAUCUAUGAGUUUCUGAAUAGCGAAGAAUACCAGGUUUUAAUUUAAAUAAAAGACUAACACUAGGGAUCAGGGAAUUUAGUUACGAAGAGUUUUAAAAAAAUCUUUAAAAAAAUUAAAAAUGGUGUAAGCUGUUGAAAUGGUAAGCGAAUUAUUUUAAUGAUGUAAUAAAAUAUUUUUAAAUUUUGGCAUAGUGAUCAUUUAAUGGGAAAAUAACUCACCAAAAUGUCUCCACUUGAAUUGUAUUGAUAAUGUGAGACAUAUGUGUAAUUCAAUAUAUACAUAUACCUAUAUGUAUAUACAGAAAAUUAUUUUUAAUAUUUUCCUACUGCUGUGAAAUUUAAAAUUGGAAAUUUUGUGAGUGUUUUCCGUGUCCAAUAGAGUCUAAUUAUUUCUUUUUUAGAAACUUAACAAUUCCUUGAGGGCUGCACCUUUAAAUUCCCAGAUUGUCACUAGACAUGUACAGUAUAUGGGAUAAGGUGGACACAAGUGCACAUAUAAAUAAAACCUUCUUAUUGAGACUAUUUUAAACAUUCAUUUACAGUAGGAGAGUAUCUAGAAAUCAUCUAUAAGUCAUAAUUAGGUUGUGUGCCUACUGUAGUUUUUUCCAUUUCUGUAUUAUAUAAAUAAACAUUUGCAUAUUAAAAUUUGAUUUUUCCCAGAGAUAAAUAUUACAUAAUGUAUCUAUAUUUAGAUCAAACUGUGGUAAUAUAUUGAUCAGAACAUAAUGUUGGGGACUGUAGCCUGAACAUGUGGACUUACAGUGACACGGAGGCGGAGAGCAGAGAUCAAUCCCAGUGUGUGUAAGUUAUUAUAACUAUGAAUUCUUGUACAAAAGCAAAAAUUGGAAAAAAAAUACAGUUUUUAUUUUGAAAUACA
This is a messenger RNA of Nannospalax galili (Upper Galilee mountains blind mole rat), 4110 nucleotides long. It is a transcript of the gene Homer1, whose product is annotated as homer scaffold protein 1. Gene Ontology annotation, molecular function: G protein-coupled glutamate receptor binding. The coding region runs from base 277 to 1377 and encodes 366 amino acids. Gene Ontology annotation, cellular component: cytoplasm; dendrite; plasma membrane. Lineage: Eukaryota; Metazoa; Chordata; Mammalia; Rodentia; Spalacidae. The record is from RefSeq and is a predicted model, not a curated record. The transcript is spliced from 10 exons. Gene Ontology annotation, biological process: regulation of store-operated calcium entry; G protein-coupled glutamate receptor signaling pathway.